This is a messenger RNA of Lodderomyces parapsilosis, 861 nucleotides long. It is a transcript of the gene MRPL10, whose product is annotated as mitochondrial 54S ribosomal protein uL15m. The transcript has a single exon. Bases 1 to 861 code for a protein of 286 amino acids. Lineage: Eukaryota; Fungi; Ascomycota; Pichiomycetes; Serinales; Debaryomycetaceae. Gene Ontology annotation, molecular function: structural constituent of ribosome. The record is from RefSeq and is a predicted model, not a curated record. Gene Ontology annotation, cellular component: mitochondrial large ribosomal subunit. Gene Ontology annotation, biological process: translation.
AUGUUCAGCAGAACUCCUCUCGUUGGUAAACUUGUGUCAUGCACCAACCAGAUAAGGAUGUCUUUGCGAAAUGUUGGAUAUUUGGGUUGUUUGGCUCCAAAUGAAGGCUCGACUCAGGGAUACAAACGUCUAGGACGUGGACCUUCUUCCAACAAAGGUAAAACAUCAGGACGAGGUCAAAAAGGUCAGAAAGCAAGAGGGAAAGUUCCAAUAUGGAUGGAAGGUGGUCAAACUCCAUAUUUCAAGCAAAUGCCAAUGGUGGGUUUCAGAAAUGCACACAAUGCCAAAGCAUACCACGAGGUCAACUUGAGCAAGAUCCAAGAUUUCUGGAACACUGGCAGGAUACCAUUGAAGGAUGGUGAUACGCUUACAAUCAAGAUAAUGAAAGAAUGUGGUAUCAUAACGGGAAGCUUGAAAGAUGGUGUCAAAAUCUUGGGUAAAAGCACAACUGAUUAUAGCGUGCCACUAAAUAUCGAAGCCUCAAAAGCAACUGACCAGGCAAUAGAGAAAAUUGAGAGUGCAAAUAUGUCAUUCACCGCUAGAUAUUUUUCAAGAUUGGGGUUGAGAGCCUUUGUCAAUCCAAAUUAUUUCUUAUUGAGAAAAGGUUAUGUUCCUUUACAAGCAAGACCAACUAGUCAGAAGGAUAUUCAGUAUUAUUCGAACCCAGAUAAGAGGGGCUAUUUGCACAAGGAUCGUUCGAUACUCUUAGACCACUUGGAUAAAGCUCGUGACGAAUUGAAAACCGCAAAGCCAAAAAAGAAAUUGUCCAAGUUCAAAUCCUUGCUGGAACAGCUUAAGGAGGCAUCAUCGGUGGGUUUCCAGUCCACAAGCAAACUUGUCAGUGUCAAGGACUUGGCUUGA